Camelina sativa (false flax) is the source of this 1844-nucleotide messenger RNA. RefSeq names its product CBL-interacting serine/threonine-protein kinase 2. Gene Ontology annotation, molecular function: protein serine/threonine kinase activity; ATP binding. Lineage: Eukaryota; Viridiplantae; Streptophyta; Magnoliopsida; Brassicales; Brassicaceae. Gene Ontology annotation, biological process: protein phosphorylation; signal transduction. The record is from RefSeq and is a predicted model, not a curated record.
UUGAUAGACAGAGAGAGGAGCAGAACUGAGUCCACUGGUCAAAGCAGAGAGAGAGAGAUCCAAACUUGUUCCUCUUCUCUUGUUUCGAAUUCGUCUCUCAACUCGGCUUCAUCUCAUAUAGAGAAAGUUGAAGUUUUUGUAGAUUAGGAUGGAGAACAAACCAAGUGUAUUAACUAGUAGAUACGAGGUUGGGAGGUUAUUGGGUCAAGGUACUUUUGCAAAAGUGUAUUACGGAAGGAGCAAUCAUACAAAUGACGGUGUAGCUAUCAAGAUGAUUGAUAAAGACAAGGUUAUGAGAGUCGGGCUAAGCGAGCAGAUCAAGCGAGAGAUCUCUGUCAUGAGGAUUGCUAAACACCCUAACGUCGUUGAGUUAUACGAAGUUAUGGCAACCAAGUCUAGGAUUUACUUUGUCAUCGAGUAUUGCAAAGGCGGUGAGCUUUUCAACAAGGUUGCAAAAGGCAAACUUAAAGAAGACGUUGCUUGGAAGUAUUUUUACCAGCUUAUCAGCGCGGUUGAUUUUUGCCAUAGUCGUGGAGUUUAUCACCGUGACAUUAAACCGGAGAAUCUCUUGUUGGAUGAUAAUGACAAUCUCAAGAUUUCUGAUUUUGGUUUAAGUGCGCUUGCUGAUUGCAAGCGUCAAGAUGGUCUUUUGCAUACGACUUGUGGUACACCUGCUUAUGUUGCUCCCGAGGUUAUUAACCGAAAGGGUUAUGAUGGUACUAAAGCUGAUGUAUGGUCUUGUGGUGUUGUCUUGUUUGUGCUUUUGGCUGGUUAUCUUCCUUUUCAUGACUCUAAUCUCAUGGAGAUGUAUAGGAAGAUAGGUAAAGCAGACUUCAAGUGUCCCACCUGGUUUGCUCCUGAAGUAAAGAGACUUUUGUGUAAGAUGUUGGACCCUCACCAUGAGACUAGAAUCACUAUUGCCAAAAUCAAGGAGAGUUCUUGGUUCAGAAAAGGUUUGCAGUUGAAGCAAAGAAAGAUGGAGAAACAAGUCAGAGAGGCUGCUGCUAAUAAUCCAGUGGAAGCUGCUGGAGGUGCAGGUCCAAGUGGUAACGGAGAAAGCCACGAGCCGCCUCAGCUUGCAAACUUGAACGCUUUUGAUAUUAUCGCCUUGUCUAUGGGUUUUGAUUUGGGAGGACUUUUCGGGGACUUGUUUGACAAGAGAGAAUCAAGAUUCGCAUCUCGGAAACCUGCUUCAGAGAUCAUUUCUAAGCUAGAGGAUGUUGCCAAGUGCCUUAAGCUGAAGAUAAGAAAGCAAGACGCAGGCUUGUUCAAACUGGAACGGUUAAAAGAAGGAAGGAAAGGAGUUUUGACGAUGGAUGCAGAGAUAUUCCAAGUGACGCCUACGUUUCACCUGGUUGAAGUGAAGAAAUGUAAUGGGGAUACAAUAGAGUAUCAGAAGCUAGUGGAGGAGGAUCUUAGGCCUGCUCUGGCAGAUAUUGUUUGGGUUUGGCAAGGAGAGAAGGAGAAGAAAGAAGAGCAGUUACCGCAGGAUGAACAAGAAGAGCAAGAACCAUUGUAGUGCGAAACUGCAUAGAAAACAGAAGCAAGCACAAGGAACACAAAUAAGACGAGAAACUCUCUCGCGGCCUCAGCUGAAACAGAAGCAGCAUCAAUGAAACCUCAAACGAACGAUAGCUGUGACAAACAAAAGCAGAGGAAAGGAAAACAGACAAAAGUUGAGAUUGUUUUUUACAUAUAUAGCCUAGCAAAAAAAAUUGUAGAGAUAGUUGAUUGUUGUAACAAUUACGAGCUAUUUUUAUACCUUUGAGCUCUUGGCGUGAAGUUUUGAAGUGUAUUGUGUUCUUUGAGUACUACCGUAUAUGAAUGACAGAAGAUUUGAUCGA